Lodderomyces beijingensis is the source of this 1653-nucleotide messenger RNA. The record is from the annotation of a GenBank genome assembly. NCBI's taxonomy places the organism in Eukaryota, Fungi, Ascomycota, Pichiomycetes, Serinales, Debaryomycetaceae.
AUGGUUGAGGUUUCACUCACAGUCGGAAAGUUGGACGCAUCAUUGGCGUUGCUCUUGACCAAAGAUCACCACUUAAUUGAAUUUCCCACGAUCCUCUUGCCCAAUGGAGUCAAGGCCGGAUCAAUUGUCAAAAUCAGAUGUGAUCAAGAUCUUGCAAGUGAAAAAGAAGAAGAAAUCAGGUUCCGCAACAUCCAGGAUGAAAUCUUUCAGACGUUUGCUUCUCGUGCCCCAAAAGCACCCGUGUUGAAAGUGAAAAACGUCACUCAAACUUCUUGUGUGCUCGAAUGGGAUCCGCUCGAUUUGGCCACGGCAAAGUUCCUCAGCUUGUACUUGUUGAAAGACGGGAAAAGGAUAACCUCGAUUCCAUAUAGUAGCCAAGUCUCCAAGAUGACCGGAUUGCAAAUGGACAAGCAGUUCAAGUUUCAAUUGGGCUUGGAAACAACGGCUGGCACUUUUUUAUCCAACGAGAUUGCGAUUGUCACCCACAAGAUUACAAACUUAUCAGGGGUCACUGUUUGCAUUGGAGACCUUAGUCCCAACGAUCCAUUCACAAAGCAGGACAUUGAAGACACACUAGUUGCCAUGGGAGCCAAGCAUCCAUCGCAGCAGCUGAUCUCAGCGGAAACCACGCAUUUCCUUUGCAGCAAGGAGAACGACAAGAAUGAAAACUACAACCGGGCUAGAGCUAUGAAUAUCCCGAUUGUGAGGCCCGAAUGGCUCAAGGCGUGUGAGAGAGAGCGAAGAAUUGUUGGAGUUCGAGACUUUUACGUCAAGGACUGCGUCUUGCCGGAUUUGUUUGCUAAAAAUUACUGGGCGAAAACUAAGGAAGCCUCCGCCGCGACGAAAAAGGAGGUUGUCAGCAACCAAGAGGUUGAAACUCUGGCUAAUCAGCCAGUGACUCGUAGUGCAGCUGAGGAGGACUCGGAAAAGCCCAUUGACGAAGAAGACAAAGCCGCCAAGGGGGAGAAGGACACCGCGGCCUCGGUUCCAGAGGCCGAAUCGACUGCUGCUGAACUAGAAGUAGAAGAGCCAGUAAAGGAAGCCGAUGAAGAAGACGGCAAGAAAAUCGACAGCACUCGUGGCGGCGACGUUUUAGCUGCAUCGGGGCAGGAGACUGGAAUUGCAGAGGUUGAACCUGCCGCUGACGUGGGUGCAACGGAUCAAAACGACGGCAGCGAGGCAUUGGCCUCCAGGGAUAAACAUGUGCCAGCAGACAAGGACAACAAGCUUGAAGAGCAGGAAGGUAAAGCAGAGCCCAGCGAACCGUCCGCUUCUGAGCCGGUGGGCCUGGAGUUGCCAACCGUCAAAGACGAAGCGAAAGAGGAAGACAAGGAGGAAGACAAGGAGGAAGACAAGGAGGAAGACAAAAAGCAAAAAGACGAUGAUGGUGAAAAUGGUGCUGAAAAGAAGCUUGAGACGGAUUUGACAGAACCGGCUGGUGAUUCAGGAGGGCAACAAGAAGAAGAAAGCAAACCGGCUGAUUCGGGCGAAUUAGAAUUGGAAGAAGUUGCCAUUGUCUCUAAGGAAAAUCUCAAACCACAAGCAGCUGCAGCUCAAAGCUUGCCGGAGAAUGGAGAAGAAAGAGAGGAAGUAGAGGCAAAAGAGCAAGAUUCGACUUUGGCGGAGCCGGCUGAUGGUGGCGAGACGAGGUAA